AUGUCUCAAGCUAUUCCACCUCAAAGUCAACCAUUCCCUCAUUUAUCAACUCCAGUGACAACUGUUAAUUCAGAUACUCAUCGAGUAUUCAAUAUUGGUAGUUAUUUACUUUCAAUAUAUGGAAGUUUUACCUUGUUAUUCCAUCAUCAUUCUCAUAAUGGUGGAGAUUUCCAAAAUGAUGAAACUCCAUUUUCAAGUAAUAUAAUCAUCGUGUUAACUUAUUGGGGAUUAUUGUAUAUCUUACAAUUAGGAUAUUUAUAUCAAUUUGAAACAAAUCUCGUUAAUUCCCUUGCAUUGAAUUCUCAUUUUGUUAUUUUCAAUAUUGCUCAUUUCAUAUGGACGUUAUUUUAUAAAAAACUGUGGUAUUUCUUAAGUGAAGUUGUUAUCCUUAUAAAUUUAUUAAAUCUUUUGAUUGUUUAUUUUAAUCAUCAAACUUAUAAAUUUAAAAUCACUGAUGGAGCAUGGAAUUGGUUUUUUAUUCAUUUACCUGUAUCGGUAUUCCCCUUAACUUGGUUAUUAUAUGCUGUAUUUUGGAAUGGGGCAAUCUUAUUUGGGAUUCAUGAAUUUAUCGGAAGAUUGAUUUCAAAUAUUUUAAUUUGGGAUUUCUUAAUUGUGCCAAUCUUAUUCCUUAUUUUAUUUAAUGAUUGGGCUAUAGGUUUAACCUCAGCAUAUCUUACAUUUGGAAUUGGAUUAGGACAAUUAUUUACCAAAUUAUUUGCUUUACAAUGGAUUUUUGCAUUUGUAAUUAGUGGUAUUUUAUUCAUCUUAAGUAUUUUGAUAGCUGUUACUGGAGGUUUACCACCUCAACAAGCACCACCAUCACAAAUACUUCAAGGUGAUCAAGCUCCAUUAUUAAGUUAG
Scheffersomyces coipomensis is the source of this 861-nucleotide messenger RNA. RefSeq lists its product as uncharacterized. NCBI's taxonomy places the organism in Eukaryota, Fungi, Ascomycota, Pichiomycetes, Serinales, Debaryomycetaceae. The transcript has a single exon. The record is from RefSeq and is a predicted model, not a curated record. Bases 1 to 861 code for a protein of 286 amino acids.